AUGUCUUCGUUGUGGAGAGCCAACAGCUUCUCAUGCGAGAAUCGGAACCACGGCGGAGUUGUACUGGUGGCUCAAGCCCUGUGCUACUUCUUCGGAGUUAAGCCUAACAAAGUACCGGCCCCUGAUGGUAGAGGAAAGGUGGAAGACUUCUGGGAGCCGGCCAAGAAGGAGCUGCUUGGUGAUCCAAGGUUGCUCGAUAGGCUCAUCAACUUCGACAAGGACAAUAUUUCUGAGGAGGCCAUGAAGAAGGUCAAACCGUUAUAUGAUGAUCCCAACUUCGAGCCUGAGGUGAUCAAGAAGGCCUCUAUUGCAGCGAUGGGAAUUUGCAAAUGGGCCCGAGCGAUGGUCGUGUAUGAUAAAGUAGCCAAGGAAGUGGGGCCGAAAAGGGCAGCGCUGGCGGAGGCGGAGGGGAAGGCGGCAGCGGCCAAGGCGAAGUUGGCUGAAAAAGAAGCGGAGUUGGCCGAGGUCAUCGCACUUGUGGACAAGUUGGUAUCAGACUUGAAUAAUGCGAAGGAAUACAUGGAGGAACUGCAGAAGCAGAGAGAUGAUUGUGCCGCCAAGCUCGUCAGAGCCGAAAAACUGAUCACUGGUCUCGGUGGAGAGAAGUCGAGGUGGACGGCGGCUUCUAAUCGCCUUGGAACGGACUACAAUAACCUGUCCGGAGACAUCCUCAUUGCCAGUGGCAUUAUAGCGUAUCUCGGCGUGUUCACGGCUUCAUAUCGAUCGGACGUGAUGGUGCAAUGGUUGGGAAAGCUGCAAGAGCUCAAGAUUCCUGCAAGUCCUCAGUUCAACUUACAGAACUGUAUCGGAGAUGCUGUGAAGAUCCGGCAGUGGGUGAUUGAUAAAUUGCCGAACGACGGUCUGUCGAUUGACAAUGCCAUCAUAAUGAGUAACUCGAGGAGAUGGCCACUGAUGAUCGACCCUCAGCAACAGGCGAACAAGUGGAUCAAAAAUAUGGAGAAAAACCUGCAGGUUUUGCGGCUGACGAAAAACUACGCUAGAGAGCUCGAGAAUGCGAUACAGUUCGGAAAUCCAGUGUUAAUUGAAAACAUUGCUGAGUCAUUGGACCCUAUGUUGGAUCCUCUACUCCAGAAGGCUACGUUUAAACAGGGCAACCUGGAGAUGAUUCGGCUCGGUGACAGUACAAUAGAAUGGUCGAAGGACUUCCGUCUAUAUUUCACCACGAAGCUGCCGAAUCCUCAUUACGCCCCCGAGAUAUGUGUCUCGGUUACUAUCCUCAAUUUCAUGGCGACAGUGGACGGCCUGCAGGACCAAAUGCUUGGUAUCGUGGUUGCCAAGGAAGAGCCGGAGAUCGAGGCCAAGCGUGUGAGUCUUGUCGUGGAGAGCGCUCAGUCUAAGGCGCAGUUGAAAGAGAUUGAAGACCGCAUUUUGGCGUUGCUUUCCAGCGCUACUGGCAACAUCUUGGACGACGAGGAGCUCAUUGAGACGCUUUCUAACUCGAAGAUUGCCAGUCAGAAGAUUGAGGAACAGGUUCAACAACAAGAGAGGACUGCAGCGCAGAUCCAAGAAACUAGACAAGCAUAUAGGCCCUUGGCACUAAGGUCUGCCUCGUUGUUCUUCGUGGUCUCUGACCUCUGCAUCGUCGACCCUAUGUAUCAAUACUCACUCGACUGGUUCAUCAUGAUAUUCAUAAUGUCCAUCGACCAGGCAGAGGCUGCCAACUCGCCAGCGGAUCGGAUGGCCAAUUUGGCGAGCUCUACUAUUCGGCUGUUAUAUGUCAUGGUUUGCCGCUCCCUGUUCGAAGCCCAUAGGCUGCUAUAUUCAAUGCAGCUCGCAUUCAAGAUGCAGGAGGUGGACAAGGAGCUCAACUUCAAGCAGAUGCGUCUCUUCCUCACUGGUGGUGGCGGCGGUGGCGCUCCUUCUGAGGAGAAGCCCCCCAAUACGGCCUGGCUUACCGAUAUUUCUUGGGGAAGAGUGCUAGAGUUGGCUAAGCUGGGAGAGACCUUUGAUGGCUUCCAGGAGGCCUUCAAGUCUCAAGUUGACGGCUGGAAGGCGAUAUUUGAUUCGGACAACCCCCGCGAUGUUGAAUGGCCCAACAGUUUCGACAAGAAAUGCACUCCCUUGGAAAAGGCACUGGUGCUGUUGGCAAUCCGAGCCGACGCGUUGGUGCCAGCUAUCCAAGAAAUCGUUGAGAAGAAGCUCGGCAAUUUCUUCCUGGAACCACCGCCGUUUGAUCUUGAGGCAUGUUACAAUGACUCGCGGCCUUCGAUCCCGCUCGUGUUCGUUUUGUCGAGCGGAAGUGACCCUAUGGCUGACAUCAUCAAGUUGGCAGAGGGAAAGGAUAUGCUGGCUAACAUCUCCGCGAUCAGUUUGGGCCAAGGACAGGGUCCUAAGGCAAUGGCAGCUCUCGAAGAAGGGACGAAGCUCGGCAAAUGGGUCCUGCUGCAGAACUGCCAUUUGGCAGUCAGCUGGAUGCCUGUGCUGGAGAAGGUCGUUGAAGACUUCCGCGAAGAUGAGAUUAACCUAGAAUUCCGUCUGUGGCUCACUGCCAUGCCGAGUCCCGCCUUUCCGAUAUCGGUUCUGCAGAACGGUAUCAAGAUGACACUGGAGCCUCCCAAAGGUCUGAAGAACAGUCUGGUGCGAGCUUACAUGGGUAUGGACGAGGAGUGGUUCGAGAGUUGCAGCAAGCCACAUGCCUUCAAGAAGCUCCUCUUUGGUCUUUGCUUCUUUCACGCUGUCAUUCUGGAGCGAAGGCAAUUUGGUCCACUGGGAUGGAAUAUUCCUUACCAAUUUUCCGAGCCUGAUCGCGACAUCUCCCGUCAGCAGCUCAAAAACUUCCUGGAUGAGUUUGAAGGAAUCCCAUGGAAGGCUCUGAGCUAUAUGGUUGCCGAGGCAAACUACGGCGGCAGAGUUACGGAUGCUCAGGACCGUAGAGCAAUCGUCCAUAUUUUGACGGAUUAUUAUACUGAAAGAAUUCUCAAAGACGAGUAUAAAUUCAGCAUAAGCGGCACUUACUUCGCUCCCAAGGAAGGAACGUUGUCCUCCUAUAUGGAGUACAUACGAGGGCUCCCGAUCAACCAGACCCCCGAGGUCUUCUGGUUACACAAUAACGCCAAUCUUACGGCGGCUAUCAAUGAAGGCAUGGAGAUUCUGAGAACGGCAGUGAUGCUGAUGCCGAAGACGGGUGGUGGUGACUCUGAGGAGGGCGAGAAGGAGAAAACUCCCGAGGAGAUUUAUGGAGAAAAGGCCGCCGAGAUAGUCGCGUCCCUUCCUAAAAACUUCGACGUAGACGCGGUUCAGAGGACGUAUCCAGUGCGCUAUGAUCAGUGUUUAAACACUGUCCUGGUGCAGGAGCUUUUGAAGUGCAAUAAGUUACUGGACCGGUUGAGAGAUACGCUGGUGAACUUGCAGAAAGCCGUCAAGGGUUUGGUCGUUUUCAGCCCAGACCUGGAAGAGGUGGCUGAAGGUCUCCUGAGUAACAAAGUCCCUUCGGUGUGGGCUAAGGUGUCCUACCCCAGCUUGAAGCCGCUAGGCAGCUACGUUGCAGACUUCCUCCAACGUCUGCAGUUCUUCGACGGCUGGGUCGAAUCUGACGCCCCAUCAGUUUUCUGGUUCUCGGGCUUCUUCUUCCAGCAAGCAUUCUUGACCGGAGUCUUGCAGAACUUUGCCCGAAAAGACAAGAUAGCUAUCGACCGCUGUAUCUGGAAUAUGGAGGUCCUCAAGGCAGACAAUACAUCGCCAGGAUUACCAGAAAAAGGCUGUAUUAUCCGAGGCUUAUUCAUGGAUGGCGCAAGAUGGGAUGACGAAAAGAUGGUUAUCGCCGACUCGUUCCCCAAGGUGUUAUUCUCCGAAGUCCCGUACAUUUGGCUCAAGCCGGUCGAAAUGGAUAGAGAUGAGACGAAAUACGGGAGGAUCUAUACCUGCCCAGUGUAUAAGACGAGCGAAAGAAGAGGUACACUUUCAACGUCUGGACAUUCAACGAACCAUGUGAUGAUGAUUUUCCUACCAAUCGCCGCGGAACAUGAUGAAACGUUCUGGGUCAAGCGUGGUGUAGCCAUGUUGACUCAAAUCGAUGAUUAG
Molecule: messenger RNA, 4041 nt
Organism: Perkinsus marinus ATCC 50983
Lineage: Eukaryota; Perkinsozoa; Perkinsida; Perkinsidae
Product: dynein heavy chain, putative
Exons: 20
Coding region: 1-4041 (1346 amino acids)
Biological process (GO): microtubule-based movement
Cellular component (GO): dynein complex
Molecular function (GO): dynein light intermediate chain binding; minus-end-directed microtubule motor activity; dynein intermediate chain binding
Source: RefSeq, a predicted model, not a curated record